AUGGCUGCUAGUCGUCCAUUUCCUAAAUCUGCCCCUUCAUCGCCUACUUAUAGGCUCAAGCGAACCCAUAACCAAGCUAUGGGACCCCGUGAGGCCGACGAGAGACAGCAACUCUCAACGAGGCCGAGAAGCCUAGCUGAACCUUUCCAGUUAGUGGGAGUAUCGCAUCUGGCAGACACUUCCAAUGGUGCUGCGUGGAGCAGAGAAGCUGAAGCUGAAGCGAGACUGCGGACUCAUGUCCCACGAUCACGUGGAUUGCACCAAUUGACAAACCUGGACAUGUACUCACAUGCCAGUCAGCCGUCUCUUCUGAGGGUGGACUCAGAUUAUGAGUUAUACUCGACAUCGCCUCGCAGGCAGCCUCGGGUCUCACUUGAGAAUACCCUUGGUUCCUUGCCGAUGAAUGGACAAACAUCACACCUACCAUCGGAUGGAGGUCUUGCCCACACGGGAUCCUGGUGCCACUCGACUCCCACGGAAUUCAGAGAGAGACAGUUGGACAUCUAUGACUCUGAAAGGGACGUUCUCAGUGAAGACUGGUGCCCGAGGACCCCAAUGGACACCCGCUUGUCCACACCAGAUCUCCCACCGCUAUCCACAGACUUUGAGUUCUGCCCUUGUCAUCGUCCAGGCGAACAUGAGCAGGAUAGGAUCAACGAAGAUUUCUACUUCGCAACAAGAUCCAAGAUGGACAUGCAGAGUAUGCCAAUGCACCCCUCGCUCACGAGUAUUGCGGCGUUGCUAACGAAUCCAGCGAUUGAUGCGCUGGCACAUAUUGCUCAGAGCAGGUCAACAGAUGGUCAAGAAGACCUUUGGAUGCGUCGCUGA
This is a messenger RNA of Fusarium coffeatum, 828 nucleotides long. RefSeq lists its product as uncharacterized. The record is from RefSeq and is a predicted model, not a curated record. Lineage: Eukaryota; Fungi; Ascomycota; Sordariomycetes; Hypocreales; Nectriaceae. The coding region runs from base 1 to 828 and encodes 275 amino acids. The transcript has a single exon.